Messenger RNA from Haliotis rufescens (red abalone), 4541 nucleotides. RefSeq names its product CBY1-interacting BAR domain-containing protein 1-like. Bases 77 to 1021 code for a protein of 314 amino acids. Gene Ontology annotation, cellular component: ciliary basal body; ciliary transition zone. The transcript has 11 exons. The record is from RefSeq and is a predicted model, not a curated record. Lineage: Eukaryota; Metazoa; Mollusca; Gastropoda; Lepetellida; Haliotidae. Gene Ontology annotation, biological process: cilium assembly.
UUGUGUCAGGAAUUCGCAUUUGACAGACAGGGGGACUUGGACUUGAUCGCGGUAUUAAUUCACCCGUUAGGACAUAAUGAGCCGUAAUGCGAACGAAGUUAGUGCCAGACAGAUGCUUGAGAAGCAGUCCAAGUUCUGUCUGGCCCGCGUGGGAAGUGUGGAGAAGAACUUCGGGCUCAUCUGCGAAACCAUCGGGUCAAUCACACGAAAAAACGCUCGACUGAGGAACAAAGGUGACGUCCUGGCUGGUCACAUAAAAAACUACGCAGAUGGAGAACGACUCAACAGUUCAUCCAAGAAAGCCCUCACUCACUUUGCUGAAAACUUCUCCACUAUACAAGACUACAAGAACUCUGAGGUCCACAGAAUGGAGGCGAAGGUGCUACAACCCAUGAUGCAAUAUGGCGGCCGGUGUAAACAGAUGAAGGCAACUGUCAAGCGGGAGAUUUCGGCCUUAAAGAAGGAGAGGCAGACGAGACAGAAGCUAGACAAAGUGCGACAGAAGAACCCUGGAGAUCGGCACCAGAUUACAAGGGCCGAGACCGAGGUGCAGCGAGCGAGUCAGGAUGCCUCCAUCUACAGCCGCGCCCUUGAAGACGAGAUGGACAGAUUUGAAAAGGAGAAGGUCACUGAUUUAAAGAAAGUGUUGACAGAUUUCCUGAACAUCGAGAUGACAUUUCAUGCACGUGCCUUGGAGAAUCUUGCAAAGUGUUUUGAAAAUGUUGCCAUGAUAGAUGAGUUUUCUGAUGUUGAGGAGUUUCGAUCAGCACUGAUGGAUACAAUAGGGUCAAAUCGACAGCUAGGAACGAUGAGCUCUCUCGGUGCCUCAGAUACAUUUGGUAGUGCUACCCUGCCGUCCAUGGGAACGACAUACUCGGACAGACAACAGUCUGUACGGAUGGCAAGUUCUAUGUACGGUGAUGAAGAUGAGGAGGAGGAGGAAGAUGAUGAAGAGGAUGACGACGAUGAAGAUGACGACCCACCUACCACAUCACGUGCACCACGAGUCCACUACGCUUAGAACACUGGAUCUUCCAAACCUCGACACGCAGACUCACUUUCAUUGUUCUGACAUAUACAAGAUUAUGAUCACCUCAUCACAAAUAACUGCAACUUUUCAAGAAGGUUGAACAGGGUCACUUAUUUUGUCACUAUUGCACCAGGGCUCCAGAUAGAUAGUUCCUUGGGCCACUGAGAAUUUACUUACUUGUCAGUCACAUUGGGUAUUGAUACUCUCUGUGGUCCAGUCUAUUGGGUAUUUUUUUAACUGAAUAGACCUUUUUGAAAAAUAACUGCUGUUUCAGGUGUUUUAGAAUUUGUAUCUGUUCAUGUGCGGCUUCAAGUGUGUCACAAAAGCUUACGACAGCGAUUAAGGCUGGGAUGAGUCUAAAUUUACUACCCGGGUACCCGACCCCCUAUUACCCGACCCUAAUUGGGUACCCACUCUUUGUCUCAAGUUAGGUACAAAAUGUUCAAAUGGGAAGUUUUUUCUGGCAAAAAGUAUUUAUAUAUAGUAUAAAACGAUCUGAUCUGACUGAAGCUUUGUCUUUACUAAAACAUAUAAAAAUCAGAAGGAAUGUGUGCACAGUCAGAAAGAAAUGCGAACAUUAGCGACUUGUACUUAUAAAGUGUAACCAUGAAAUUGUAUAGUUAAUGUCAUAAAAAAUAUAUCACAUGACUAACCACGGUUCCGGGUAGUCCUGUGGGUACCCGGGUCCAACUCAGUACCCACCUGACCCGAGUAACAGAGUUACCCGUCCCAGCCCUAACAGAGAUAUCUGCUUAAGUUACAAUAUGUGAGACCAAGCACUGUUGAGCAAUUAUUCACUGCAGGAGAGUCAUGCAGUGUUGUAAUGCUGUUGUUUUUUUUUCAUGCAUAUUUGUACGCAAGCAACUAAAACUUAACUGGGUUAUGGUGAUUUAUUUUGUGUAUUUUACACAAAUAUGCAGUUAUCUGGAGCUCUGUUACAGCAAUACAUAACCUCACUGAUACUGCAGGCUGAAGUACUGAGCGUUUAUAUUUGAUGACUUUGUUUCAUCAUCUAAUAUCAAAGUACAAACUAAACCAUCUUCCUGAGGGAAGGGAGUUAACUGACUAUAAAAAUCCAUUUUCCACCCUUGCUGAACUAGGCUGGUAUAAUGGAGUUAUAUUCUGGCUGGACUAUCGAGUCUAUGCAUAGUCCAAUCAAAAUUGUGAAACGAAAUUGACAUCCCGUUCGUAAACUGCAGUGCAGAUUUUUAUCGAUUGCAGGUCUCGGCAUCAACAGAUAUUUUCCAAAUAUUUUCAUGAUAUUAAUCAAGGUGCUACCAUGAUUUGAUGCACUUCACGAAGUAAGACCCGUUUUAUCACAAUUUAGAUCUUUAUUGUCGAUAAGAUUGUCUUGACUGGGCACCGCCACUUUGUUUGAAGCAAAUACAAGUGAUAUGCGAGGUGGAAUCUGAUUGGUCAAUAGUGGGGUCAUCGAAGGGACAUAACUUGUAAUAGCCACUGGUAGCGCUACGACAGAGCCUUGAAAUUCCAGGCAAGUUCAGCAAGGGUUAAAACUGGACUUUUACAGUCAGUUAACUCCCUUGCCUCUGGAAGAUGAAACUAAACCAGAUAAACCUUUCUUUAGCCUAGCUUCCAUCAUUACACAAAACUGCAGAAGCAAAUUGAAAGUUUUCACUUAGUUCUUUAGGCAGACAUAAUGUUGCAAAUUAAACAAAUUGCAAACUGACCUUGAAAAAAAAAGUGCAACCAUUAUUCAAACUGCAGAAAGUACUUGAAGACAUGAAACUUGGUAUUGGCUUCUUUGUUAUCUUUGUACAUUAAUUCCACCUUGUGCCAACAUAUCGGCGUGUAAGGUUAACUCCUAAGAUUACUCAGUAAAGACCUGAAACAUUACGAACAAUAAUGAAGUGGUUGUCCAUAAGUUCAUGCCCUUCCAACUUCUGAAUGCCUAUAGCAGGGGCGGUCGGGUAGCCUAGUGGUUAAAGCGUUCGCUUAUCACGCCAAAGACCCGGGUUCGAUUCUUGACAUGGGUACAAUGUGUGAAGCCCAUUUCUGGUGUCCCCUGCCGUGAUAUUGCUGGAAUAUUGCUAAAAGCGGCUUAAAACCAUACUCACUCACUCUGAAUGCCUAGCAAAGACUUUAUCAAAGACAUGCAGAAAGUUGUGUUCAUUUCGGCACCCAGCCUUCACUUAAGGAAAUAAGUUAUGUUGCAUCAUUGUUAUGCAGGAUUAAAUAUUUGACAUUAAUGUAAAUUCAGGAGUGGGGAAAAUGUAAAGCUGAUCCGUCCAUGUAUAUAUGUGUUAUAAGUUAUUGCAUCAGCUGUGAUAUAUAGGACUUGUCUUACCUCAUAGAUGACAGUCAAACAUGGUCUUCACAAAUACUGGCAUACUUCUUGCAGUAAUGCGAGAAAAUAAAAAGUAUUUUAUCUUACUAUUUUAUCUGUGCAUCAUAUUGUUAUGAAAAUGUAUGAACCCUUUUCACAUAUUGAUAGUAGUGGUACAUGGUUUUAUAAAACUAUAAAAAAGAGUGCUCAAAGAUUAGCCACAUUUCUUGAUUUUGCUGUUUUGCUUUGUACACAAAUGAACAAUUGCAGUCAAUGGGUUAAAUUAUGGUAAUUGAUAUCAUGAGAAAUAUGCAUGUACCAUUCUUUUAUGUAACAUAUGAACUGAAGGGCAGUGAUGUCUCUCCGGUGGUGAUGGUGGUGAUGGUGGUGAUGUUGGUGAUGGUGGUGGGACAGCUUACAGGCGACUUGGACCAAACAAAACGUCUAUUUGUGUCCAACACAUCAAACGAUGUUUAGUGCUGUGGAUGUCUCUGCUUAACCAUACAUGAUUAUCUCCCCUGAUUUUUCACAAAACACUUUUGAACUUCAUCUGCCUGUGCCAACUUAUAGUGCCGGUGCUGGUAUUGGUACAAUCAUGGAUUAGAUCAUCUGUCUUGGACACAGGGUUUAUUAGUCCAUUACAAACUGAAGAAUUUUUGUUGUUAAAAUUAAGGUACUUGAUUUGGGGUGGGGGCUUUCUUGAAAUGACAAACCCCUCGACUAGAGUUAUAAAAUGUCAAGAUUAUUGUUAUAGAUUUGUAUCAAAGACUUUCGCAGUUUUUCAUUUUGAUCAGGAGGCUUUAUACAACUAUCACCACCCCUAAACAAUAUCUGAGUCAUAUACAUUCAUAAGUGAACAAGAAAGGAAUUAGUAAUUUGACCAAGUUGUCAAAAGGUGGCCUUAUGGUUUUUGAGUGUAGGAUGUUUGUGGCAAUGCAUUUGGCUAAACCAUUAACCAAAGAGCCUAAAUUUAAUUACUUAGGACGGCCCCGUGAAGUCUGAUGUAAUUGACCCUGGUGGUUUGCAGAGAAUGUACAUGGUUCUUUCUGUAAGAUCCCGGCAACUGAUAUGUUUUGGAGUGCUCAGCUGUCUUUCUCCCAUUGUUCUGCAUGAUGUCCAGUGACUUACUGUAAACUGUUUACCAUGUGAGCUCCUGAUAUCUCAUCAUGUCAUCUCAAACUGUUCAUGAUCAUGAUUGCAAGAAAAACUAGUAAAGAUCUGAGAAAA